CACUUGAAAUACAGCCGUCAAAGUAUUUUUUUUAAAUAUUAAAUUUUUUUUGCAAAAAUGGAAGAAAAGAAGUGUUGUUUAUGCGGAGAAAAUAUAAAAGGAAUUUUCGGAGAUUUAUUUAAUAGCUAUUCCAAACAUUCCAAAGUUUUUCUUUCUGAAAUUCUUCACAAAAUUUUAAAGCAAGAUUGGAUUAAAAGUGAAGAAAACUGGAUAUGUUAUUUAUGCAUUAACCGAAUAAAUAAAUAUGAAUUUGGUAUGUUAUUGGUCAAGCAGAUGGAAGAAGAAAUUUUAGAAUCGAUUUCACUAAAUAGAAACAACCAAUUUAUAUUUGUGACUAGCUUUAAAGAGGAAGAAAGCAACGAAAACGAUUUGGAAGUCGAAGAAUGUUAUAGUACGUCGGAUGUUGACUUGACGAAGGUGAAGGAUGACGAAAUUAAUGAAGACUCAAUCGAUGUUGCAAUAGAUGACUCACAGGAUAAUAUUUUUAUGGAAAACAUUAUUGAUGACCAUACGGAAGAUGUCAAAAUAGAGACUAUAAUUGAUAUUCAGCCACUGAAAGUUUCUCCGGUGUCCAAACAUUAUUAUUGCGAAAAGUGUAAUAUUCUGUUUUUAUCCCUAUCUGAAUUUGAAAAACACAAUGAAAUUCAACAUGGUGAACGAGUCGUUCCCUUGCAAUGCCACGUAUGUGGCGUAACUUACACGACAGCGAAAAAAUUAAAUAAUCAUAUGAGGUCCCACCAAGGUCCGAUUAAAUGUCCAAUAUGUAAUAAGCAAAUAACCCAAAAAGGUGCUCUUAAACGACAUAUGGUCAUCCACACUGGUGAAAAGUCAUACCAAUGUGAUAUAUGUGGAAAGCAAUUUAUCCAUCGAUCUAGUUUUCGUAUGCAUAAUUUGGCUCACGGAAAUAUAAGAGAAGUAACCUGUCAAGUAUGUGGGUUCAAACUAAGAUCUCGUUCUCAUUUAUCUCGUCAUAUGCUGAUACAUACAGGAGAAAAGAAACAUGAAUGUCCUAAAUGCGGACAGAAGUUUGCCCAGCGAUAUAACAUGAAUGUUCAUUUAAAAUUGCAUGAAGGUAUAAAAAGACAAAAAUCUGCAGUGAAAUACAAAUGCCGUGUAUGUGAUUUAAAAUUUGAAUCAUCCAAAGCUUUAGAAGAGCAUAAUGAAAGUUAUGUGCACGUUGGAAAAAGUCCACUUGAGUUUGAAAAUGUAAUAGAUAACGUGAGAUAAAAAUACAUUUAUUAUAACUACUAGAAAUAUUUAAAUAAAUUAUAAAUAGUGAU
Messenger RNA from Condylostylus longicornis, 1280 nucleotides. Its product is annotated as zinc finger protein 287-like. Lineage: Eukaryota; Metazoa; Arthropoda; Insecta; Diptera; Dolichopodidae. Gene Ontology annotation, cellular component: nucleus. The transcript is spliced from 3 exons. The record is from RefSeq and is a predicted model, not a curated record. Bases 58 to 1227 code for a protein of 389 amino acids.